Messenger RNA from Octopus sinensis (East Asian common octopus), 2649 nucleotides. RefSeq names its product eukaryotic translation initiation factor 5. Bases 744 to 2066 code for a protein of 440 amino acids. Gene Ontology annotation, biological process: translational initiation; formation of translation preinitiation complex; formation of cytoplasmic translation initiation complex. Gene Ontology annotation, cellular component: cytosol. The transcript is spliced from 10 exons. NCBI's taxonomy places the organism in Eukaryota, Metazoa, Mollusca, Cephalopoda, Octopoda, Octopodidae. The record is from RefSeq and is a predicted model, not a curated record. Gene Ontology annotation, molecular function: GDP-dissociation inhibitor activity; translation initiation factor activity; eukaryotic initiation factor eIF2 binding.
UAGUAUUUUAGUAUUUCCUUAUCAACACGACAUCAGCAGCAGCAGCAGUAGGAGCAGCGACGACCAUUGUCAGUGCUAGCAGCAGCAGCAACAUCAGGUGCCGCACUAGUGUCGGUACUUAGCAGCAGCAGCAGCACUAGUGUUUUCACUAGUGACAACAACAGCAGCAGCAGUUUACAAAAAAAAGCCUAUAAAAGCAAGCACCAGCAAUAUCGACUCUGCCACCACCUUCAACUACUUUCCAUCACUCAACAACCAGUGUACCGAGAAAGCCAAAAAAAAAAAAAAAAAACAACUAUUAACACUACUAAAAACACUCCUACUAAAGUAGUGUUUGUUUUAGGAGUCGUGGUGGUGGCGGCGAAGAAGAAGACAGUGACGACGACGACGGCGACGUAGCAAGCAAAGCAAGCAAGCAAGCAAGCAAGCAGCAGCAGCAGCCAGAAGAAGAAGAAGAAGACGGCUACCAGGACGAAGUAAUAGGAGCUCGUGUCGCUCCCUUCUUCAGCUGUUGCCAACCGCCAUAUUUUAUUUUAUCUCUUUAUCCUUUCUGUUGUCGUCGACGUUUUUAUGUCAUUGCAUCAAGACGAGUUAUCAUUGUGCCUAUUGAGCACGAGAACUAAGUGUUCGACCAGAAGUAAAUCCGAUCAAGGUUUUAUGAAUUUCUCCACGGUUUGGAGCCAUUGGCGCUAUCCUGAUAGUAGCAUCCAUCGUAAACAUAAGUGUCACAAAAAUCAAUCGGAAUGGCUUGCGUUAACGUCAACACCAAUGUGUCUGACCAGUUUUAUCGCUAUAAGAUGCCUCGUCUCAUAGCAAAAGUAGAAGGGAAAGGAAAUGGUAUUAAAACAGUUGUUGUCAACAUGCCAGAGAUUGCCAAAGCUCUCUCAAGGCCCCCAAAAUAUCCUACCAAGUAUUUUGGCUGUGAACUUGGCGCCCAAACACAAUUUGACUUGAAAAAUGAUCGCUACAUUGUUAAUGGUGCACAUGAAGCUAUUAAGCUGCAGGGAUUACUUGAUGGAUUCAUUAAGAAAUUUGUGCUUUGUCCACAAUGCUCUAAUCCAGAGACCAAUUUGGUUAUUUUAUCCAGAAAGCAGCUUAUCUUGCAACGUUGUAUUGCAUGUGGAUACCAAGGUCCCGUUGAUAUGAAUCAUAAGCUUACUACAUUUAUCUUGAAAAACCCACCUGAUCAGGAUAAUCAAGCUCAAGCAACAUCUAAAAGCAAAAAGUCAAAGAAGUCAAAGAAACAAGAGAGUGUGAAUGGUGAUUGUAACAGCCCUGAAGCUAAUGCACAAGAACAAAUGGCUGCUCAGCGUGCAAGUGGAGGAGAUAUUCUGGCACCUCCUGAGGCCCAAGAUGCUGGUGAUGAUGAUGAUUGGACUGAAGAUUUUAGUGAAGCAGCUGUCAGGGAACGUAUGAGAGAUUUGACAUCGGCAGCCAAAGGGCUUACCUUAACAGAUGAUCUUGAAAAGACACAAGAAGAAAGAAUGAACAUUCUCUACAACUUUAUCAAACAAAAGCAUGAAUCUAAAACCCUUGCUGGUGCUGACAAAGAUAUCCUUGCUGAAGCUGAACGUCUUGAGAUCAAAGAGAAAUGUCCUACAAUCCUGGUUGAAUUGCUUUUUAAUGCAGACAUUUUAAAACAAAUUAAGGAACACAAGAAACUCCUCUUAAGGUUUUGCAAUGAUAGUCCAAAAGCCCAAAAAUAUCUGUUGUCUGGUAUUGAAAUUCUUGUUGGUAAAAUCCACAAGGAUGUUCUUAUGUCAAAGGUUCCACAUAUAUUAAAGACACUGUAUGAUGAAGAUAUACUGGAUGAAGAUGUGAUACUAAAAUGGGCUGCUAAGCCAACUAAGAAUCAUGUGUCCAAGUCAGUGGCUGAGGACAUCAGGGAGAAAGCAAAGCCAUUUAUCAAGUGGUUGGAAGAAGCUGAAGUUGAAGACUCUGAUAAAGAUGGGUCUGAUGAUGAAGAGAUUGCCUAUUCUCCUACUGAGGUAGUUUCUAUGUCUGAACCAAAGAAUGAGGAUGAUGAUGAUGAGAGUGGAGCAGAUAUUGAUAUUGAUGCCAUUUGAAAUCUUCUGGUCAUUGCUUACUUAGAACAUUUUAAAAUUUGUUUCUGAGAAUAUUUUGUGCAGAUACUAAUUUUUUCAGGUCGAGUAACUUAUGAUAAAAGCAUGCCAAAGAAAACUAAAUACAUUGACAAAAAGUCUACAUUUUGUAAGGCUUUCAAUGAAGAGAAUGCGAACUGCACCAGUUUAUUAAUAAAGGGCGUAGGUAAUAAUUAUACUAAUCACAUUUUCAUUUGGUGCAUAUUUUUAAUUUUAAGGAUAAUGUGCGAGGGUUAUUCCCAAGUUAAAUUUUCAUUUAGUGUAUUAAUUUUUUCUCUAAUUUAAAAAUAUGGAUAUUGUUGUUAUUUUUUGGCUAUUCUAGAAAUGUUUGUUGUUGGAUAGAGCUCUUCAUUAAAAUCGACAUAUAUUAAAACAUUAACUAUAAUUUUAGCAGCGAACUAGAUUUUUAAAUGCGUCAAGAGCCCUAACAAUUACUGCUUCCAUUUCAUUUUGACAAAUGUUCUUUGCUAAUAUUGUCUCUACAGGUUGUGAACAUGUAUAUUGGUAAGACCUGUUGACUCCUACGAAUAAAAUAUUACAUAUUGUA